GGGAACUUCCCCCUUCUGACUAGCAAUAGUUCACAGAGUUUUGCUCAGGCUUGUCAGUUUGUGGACUUUGUGUAGAGGAAGCCUGGAGACGUCCUGUCAGAGCAGUCCACGGGAGCAAGCGAUCAUUGUAGUGCUUCUGCUGCCCUUGUGCCCAGGAUGCCUGUCCCAGUCUGGCCAGUGAUGCUGCUUUUAUCCCUCUGCAAAGCUGUGUCAGGGCAGCAGGCAGGGUCGGGCGACUUUCUGUCUCCCUGUGACAGCCAGAUCUACUGCACGGGACCGCUUCUCCAGCAGGUCCAGCAGGCCCAGCUGUUUGAGGAUGACAAGCAUUUUGUGGACAUGCCACUGAAGGACAGCCCGGAUGUGGUUCUGGCACAGUUCUGGGUGCAGGCGAAUGCAACGGCUGGUGGAGCCUUGUCCAAACAGCAGCUGGCAGCGUUUGUGGACACCCACUUCUCUCCCCCAGGAGAGGAGCUUGAGAGCUGGGUGCCUGCAGACUGGACACCCAGACCCACACUCCUUGAGAGGAUUUUGGAUGAGAAGCUGCGGUCUUGGGCACAGGAGCUGAAUGAAAAGUGGAAGCAGCUGGGGAGGCAGAUGAAGCCAGAGGUCAAAACCAGCCCUGAGCGCCACUCCCUGAUCUAUGUGCCUCACCCGCUGAUUGUGCCUGGUGGGCGCUUCAGAGAAUAUUACUACUGGGACUCCUUCUGGGUCAUCGAGGGGCUCCUGCUCAGCAACAUGACAGCCACGGCAGAGGGCAUGAUCAAAAACUUCAUCUACCUUGUGGACAAAUUUGGACACAUCCCAAACGGGGGCCGGGUAUAUUACGAGCAACGGAGCCAGCCCCCCUUCCUCACCCUGAUGGUGGAGAGUUACCUGAGACACACCAACAACACAGACUUUCUGAGGGAAAACAUUGGCCUUCUUGAGGCUGAAUACCGCUUUUGGCAAGAGAACCGGACUGUCAACGUCUCCUUUGGGGGCCAGGAGUAUGUCCUGAACCGCUACCGUGUCCGAGUCGGGGAGCCCAGGCCAGAGUCCUACUGGAAGGAUGUGCAGCUGGCCAUGGGCCUGCCUGAAGAGGCCCGGCGGGCUCUGUGGGCCGAGCUCCACAGCGGAGCGGAGUCCGGCUGGGAUUUCUCCUCCCGCUGGUUCCUGCCGGGGCCACCCCCGCUGGAGGCCACCCUGCAAGACACCAGGACGAGCUCCGUGGUUCCCGUGGAUUUGAAUGCCAUCCUUUGCAGAGUGGAGCAGCUCCUGGCCAACUUUUACGAGGCUCUGGGGGAGAACGUCAAAGCCAAGCAGUUCCAGGUGGCUCACGGGAAACGGGCCCUCGCAAUGCAGCGCCUCUUCUGGAAUGAAGACGCGGGCAUCUGGUUUGAUUACAACCUCCUCCGCCAGAGGCCAAACAAGGCCUUUUACCCGCCCAACUUAAUGCCUCUGUGGGCCGAGUGUGGUGUGAGCCCAGGCGAUGCUGAGAAAGUCGUCUCCUAUCUGAAGGCAAGCUCAGCACUCUCCUACACCAAGGGGCUGCCCACCUCCCUGGCACGCACGGGGCAACAGUGGGACCUACCCAACGCCUGGGCCCCCCUGCAGCACAUGGUGAUUGCAGGCUUGGCCAAGUCUUCCUCCUCGGAGGCCCAAGAGCUGGCCUUCACCCUGGCCCAGCGGUGGGUGAGAACAAACCUGGCCGUCUACCAGCGAUAUCACAACAUGUUUGAGAAGUAUGACGUCGAAGGGGAUGGAAAGCCAGGUGCUGGCGGGGAGUACGAAGUGCAGGAGGGCUUUGGCUGGACCAACGGGGUCGUCCUUCAGCUGCUGGACCUCUACGGAGAGCGCCUCACCUCGGCCUCUGCUUUGGCGCUGCCUCGUGUCCUGCCCUGGGUCGUGGUGGCCAGCCUUCUCCUCACCCUGCCGCCCUAGGAGUCCCUUGGGCUGCCUGCGUGGCUCCCCCACCGCCUUUGACCUCCUGGCCUCCGCAGCUCGCUCGCUCUCUCUCUCUCUCUCGCUCUCUCUCUGGGGAGGGGUGUGUGUUUGUGUGUGCCUGGCACGGUCUAAUGAAGUCUCAUGUGAAAAGCCACAGCUCUUCUUUUAUGCUGCAGAACUCAGUUGAAGGAGAGAGGAGGAGAAAUUGGGGGAUCGCUCCAAAAAAGGGAGCAGGGGGACUCCCAGGCAGUGCUGGUCUGGAAGGCCCCUCCGGAGGUGUGGUCAAAGGCCCCAGGCAGCAGG
This is a messenger RNA of Pogona vitticeps (central bearded dragon), 2226 nucleotides long. It is a transcript of the gene TREH, whose product is annotated as trehalase. Lineage: Eukaryota; Metazoa; Chordata; Lepidosauria; Squamata; Agamidae. The record is from RefSeq and is a predicted model, not a curated record. Gene Ontology annotation, molecular function: alpha,alpha-trehalase activity. Gene Ontology annotation, biological process: trehalose catabolic process.